Messenger RNA from Trematosphaeria pertusa, 1122 nucleotides. RefSeq lists its product as uncharacterized. NCBI's taxonomy places the organism in Eukaryota, Fungi, Ascomycota, Dothideomycetes, Pleosporales, Trematosphaeriaceae. The transcript has 4 exons. The record is from RefSeq and is a predicted model, not a curated record. Bases 1 to 1122 code for a protein of 373 amino acids.
AUGGCCUAUCCAUCUGAUACCGUAGUCUUAGGAAACGUUACCUUCUACCUUACAAUCAUCCUCCUUUUCCUAUCAUGGGUCACCGUUUCUUUGCGACUGUGGGUGAGAUUGCGCAUCACGAAGUCCCCAGGCUGGGAUGAUGCCACGAUCGUGCUAGCAUUGGCACUCUUCACAUGCUACUGUGCCUUCAUCCUCGUCAUCACUGUCGGCGCGCAAGCGGAACAUCAGUUCACGGUACAGGAGAUUCUACAGAAUCUAAUGUUCGUACAACUCAGCGAAGUUUUCUACAUCCUUACGACUACCGCCCUCAAGAUCUCUUUGGGCCUGUUCUUUCUCCGGCUCUUGACAAAACCCUGGCAACGACGUCUAUUCCACACCAUAUUAGCCGUCUCCGCCCUCUACGGCGUUUUCUACUUCUUCGCUACCAUUUUCGUAUGCGGCAAUCCGGCGAAGCUUGCAGACAGCCUUUUGGGCUCCCGGCGCUGUGCCCCUACUGGAUUCAUCCUCGCUACAGGAUAUUUGUACGGGAUUAUCAAUGUCGUCGCUGACUGGAUCUUUACUCUUAUCCCUAUUCUCAUCCUUAUCGAUAGUGAUAUGGACCGAAGCUCGAAGAUCUCUGUUGGCCUUGUUAUGGGCUUCGCUGCUAUCGGAUCCAUCUCUAGCAUCCUCCGCAUGGUGUUCCUGAAGGGUUUACUCUUCCAGGCCAAUGUGUCACCCGACUCCAUCAAAGCUACUAUCUUCGCAACCGCAGAGCCGGGGACGGGUAUCAUCGCGGCCUCCGGCGCCAUCCUACGCCCGCUCGUCCGCCAGAUCAAAACCGACGUUCAUGAUAAAAUCUCGAGGUACGGGUCGAGUAAGAGGUCGCGCUACGCUUCGACACAUGACCCAAGCGAUGCCGGUAACCGCGACAGCAUAAUUGCGUUGACAACGGUGGAGAGCUCGAACCCCCGCGUAUCUCUAGCAUCGAAGAAGCAGUCAGUUGAUCUGGAGGAUCCAUGGGAUGACAUGGUCUCGGUGCAGCAAGCACAGAUGGGACGAAUGGUGACGAUACGGGUUGCUGCAGGGGAAUCAGUGAUUGGACCCCCUGUACCUCCCAAAGACGGAUGGAACCGUCCACGAUGA